UAAAAUUGUAAAAAUCGAGUGUCGGUGUAUAUUUAUUACCGAGUACGUGGGGAAUGAUAUUUAUUUAUUGUCAUUAGAAUGACUAACGUUGACACCAACGGCUCAUCAAAUGGAAAAGAUUCAUCAUCUGAAUUUGAAAACGUGGAUCCUAGAACUUCAGUUUUGUCGGAAUUACAAUUACGCAGUACAGAGCAUAGAUUAAUAACAGAGACACCAGAUUAUGAAAAUCUCAGUACGUCUGCGAUUCUCCAUUACUGCAAAUGUAAAAUUCUACGUCCUUAUCUCCGACUUCUAGCAGUUAUGGGUUUGAAACCGACCGCCACAGAUUCCGAACACUUUUCUAGGUAUUGCGUUCUGUCAAACAUUCAUACAUUCCAAGUUAUUAUUUUUAUGUGCGUCGGAUAUAUUCUUCAGUACAUGGCAUGUUUUAGAAGAGACCGCGGAUUCUGUUACAAACUCAUGCCAGUAAAGUAUGAAGAGACAGAAAACAUAACUCGAGCACAAGUUUACGAGCAAAUAUGCUACGGGAACGCAAUCUUCAGCUACUUGAUUCCCAGUACUCUUCAUCUGGUAGCUUACUUAUACACAGUUUAUCUAUUUCGUAUACAAGAAAACGAACAGUUACCCAAUCUUAUGGAAAGAGCUUUUCUACUAUCUUCAAAUUCAGCGAAUCGGGGCAAUCAGAAAAAACUUGUUAGAAUUUUAUGGCUGUUUAUUGGAUUGAGUGGUGUGUGGAUGACCAUGGCACUGAUAACUGUCAAUAUUAUGAUGGCACAAGGAACUAUUAGAUUUCAAUGGCUUGAUCAAAGUCCGAAACAAGUAAAAGAAAUAUGCAAAGUAUUUUUAAUUAUCUGCACUCUGUGGCACGACAUGGUCCAGGGUACGAUAAUAACGAGUUAUUGCUUGCAAGGUCAAUUAUUAGUGGCCCAUUUGUCAUUUUUAAAGGUAAAAUUACUGGAACAUACUUUGCCGGCGACUGAUUGGAUGAAAGAAAUAUUGGAAUUUAAAAAAUUAUUAAAGUACUUCAAUGACGACUUGGGCCCGGCAGUCUGUAUUUACACAGUUGUAAACUUGUCAUGGGCAGCAGCUGGAACCGCGUGGUUGCUACAAUACGACAGUGUUGAUUCCAAAGAAAAUCUUGUUCCGUAUGUCAGCAUUGUCAAUGUUAUCUUGUGGAUCAUGAUAUCCGUUGUCCCAUUUGUUCAGGCCGCCCGUUUGACGACCGCCUGCUCUAUGAUGCAGAGCAUCGGUCAUGAAGUACGAGUACGACCGUUUGUUUACCAAGGCACACCUGGAAAAGAUCUUGAUUCUAUUUUACUGUAUACUUCCUCAUUAAAAAUGUACGCGAAAAUGUUUCGAGUACCGGUUACUGGAAGAUAUCUUUGUUUGUUUCUUACUAUUGGGUCUAUUGUUAUAAUUACUCUCGGCCAGUGUCAUUUCUUCUCUUGAUGCUCUGAUACAACUGAAUAAAAUUUUUUUUCAAGUCUUAUACAUAUCAAAGUCCUCUACAGAAAAUUUUUCAAUUUUAUUUAUUAAAUUUUACAGGAGG
Messenger RNA from Microplitis demolitor, 1549 nucleotides. RefSeq lists its product as uncharacterized. NCBI's taxonomy places the organism in Eukaryota, Metazoa, Arthropoda, Insecta, Hymenoptera, Braconidae. The record is from RefSeq and is a predicted model, not a curated record. The transcript has 6 exons. Bases 79 to 1449 code for a protein of 456 amino acids.